Aureobasidium namibiae CBS 147.97 is the source of this 384-nucleotide messenger RNA. RefSeq lists its product as uncharacterized. The record is from RefSeq and is a predicted model, not a curated record. The transcript has a single exon. Gene Ontology annotation, molecular function: methyltransferase activity; DNA-binding transcription factor activity; zinc ion binding. NCBI's taxonomy places the organism in Eukaryota, Fungi, Ascomycota, Dothideomycetes, Dothideales, Saccotheciaceae. The annotation marks the transcript as partial. Gene Ontology annotation, biological process: regulation of DNA-templated transcription; DNA repair.
AUGGAAGAUGCCUCUCGCUGGCAGGCUGUUCGUACGCGAGACCCUCUAGCCCACUGCUCCUUCGUGUACGCCGUCACAACGACGCGUAUAUAUUGCCGGCCGACUUGCCCAGCCCGUCUUGCCCGUCGAGCCAACGUCGUCUUUUAUCACAACUCAACUGCUGCGGACAAAGACAACUUCAGACCUUGCAAGCGAUGCAGUCCUGACAAAGAUAGCAAUACACUGGAGCGCCGUCAUCGAACUGCAAUCAAACAAGCUUGCGACACUAUUCGUCAAAAUUCUGGAGUUUGCGAGCCCGAAGAUAUCGCUCGAAAGCUGGGAUUCUCGCCGAGAUACUUCCACGGGCUCUUCAAGCGGCAGACUGGACUAACGCCGACUCAGUUC